AUCCAAUGAAUCGCGAUGAGCUCAAAAAGCCCCCUUUUUUGUUCACAUCUCUUGUUAUUCUCUCUUCGCAAAGUUUCAUCCUUUCUGUGAUUCUGAUUCUCGUCUCUUCUGGUUUAUCUGAAGAUUCGCUCGAGGUAUGGCUUCCAAACGCAUCCUGAAGGAGCUCAAGGAUCUGCAGAAGGAUCCUCCUACCUCCUGCAGUGCUGGUCCGGUUGCAGAAGACAUGUUUCAUUGGCAGGCGACACUCAUGGGUCCUUCUGAUAGCCCUUAUGCCGGUGGUGUCUUUUUAGUCUCCAUCCAUUUCCCUCCUGAUUACCCCUUCAAGCCGCCUAAGGUUGCAUUCAGGACAAAGGUGUUCCACCCGAAUAUUAAUAGCAAUGGGAGCAUAUGUCUGGAUAUUCUCAAAGAACAGUGGAGUCCUGCUCUAACCAUAUCCAAGGUUCUUCUGUCGAUAUGCUCGUUACUGACAGAUCCAAACCCGGAUGACCCUCUCGUGCCCGAGAUUGCUCACAUGUACAAGACUGACAGAGCAAAGUAUGAGGCCACUGCUCGGAGCUGGACCCAGAAGUAUGCAAUGGGUUGAAGGUUUGAAAACAGCUUUUUAACCCUUCCUGGAGAAGUCGUGAGAAAUUUGAUAUAUGCUACUACUACAAUGGUGAUGAUUAUGAAUGAUGGGAGGAUCUGUGAAUAUAAUGGGGUUUGCUAUUUGCAUGAUGUGUGUGAUCUGUACCACUUCUGUUAUUGUUGAGAAUUUCAUGGAAUGCUAUCAUGUUUCUGGGAUUCUAGACAGGACCAAGAAACAAAUCUAAACACAGAAAGAUUCGUACAGGAUUGUAUCUUCCAUGAUCU
Messenger RNA from Tarenaya hassleriana, 849 nucleotides. Its product is annotated as ubiquitin-conjugating enzyme E2-17 kDa-like. Gene Ontology annotation, molecular function: ubiquitin conjugating enzyme activity. Gene Ontology annotation, cellular component: nucleus. The transcript has 5 exons. Gene Ontology annotation, biological process: protein polyubiquitination. The record is from RefSeq and is a predicted model, not a curated record. Lineage: Eukaryota; Viridiplantae; Streptophyta; Magnoliopsida; Brassicales; Cleomaceae. Bases 137 to 583 code for a protein of 148 amino acids.